Messenger RNA from Dendroctonus ponderosae (mountain pine beetle), 2160 nucleotides. Its product is annotated as alkyldihydroxyacetonephosphate synthase, peroxisomal. The transcript is spliced from 7 exons. Gene Ontology annotation, biological process: lipid biosynthetic process. Lineage: Eukaryota; Metazoa; Arthropoda; Insecta; Coleoptera; Curculionidae. Gene Ontology annotation, molecular function: alkylglycerone-phosphate synthase activity; FAD binding. The coding region runs from base 120 to 1922 and encodes 600 amino acids. The record is from RefSeq and is a predicted model, not a curated record.
ACGUUCGAUAAUUCGCUGAUGACAAUGACAACAUUCAAAAGCUAAUACAAUCCUUAAAAUACAUCUCAGGUAUGAUUUAAAUUAAAUAAGUAUUGAAAACAUUCAGACACACGGUUAACAUGAGCGUAGAGUGUAAAGUCUCCAGUCCGUCCUUUCCCAUUCGGGUUAGGAGCGCUAUUCCGAAACACCGACAGGAGUUGUUGAAAUGGAAUGGCUGGGGAUACAAUGAUUCGAAAUUUAUCGUUGAUAAUAAGCAAGUAUAUUUUUCAGGAAAAAGAUAUCCCAUUGGUGAACUGCGCCUACCAAACCUGAUUGGUUGGGUUACACAAACUUUGGGCGUAGAUUUAUCGAAUCCCAGUUCAUGUCAGGACACACCAACGAACUCACAAUAUCCCCCGCCCAUCAUACCUGAAGAGAUUUUUAAGCAAUUAAAAUCCCUUCAUAUAUCGUACUCAGUGGAUGUUUUGGAUCGAGUGGUUCGCGCCCAUGGACACACGUUGCACGAUAUUUUCAUUUUGCGAAAUGGGCGAUUUACUCGCAUUCCUGAUCUGGUCCUCUGGCCCGAGUCCCAUGAAGAUGUUUUGCACAUUGUAAGGCUAGCUGAUGAGUUUAAUGUAGUUAUUAUUCCGUUUGGUGGUGGGACAGCAGUAUCUGGGGCGGUAGAAUGUCCAAGUGACGAAUCCAGGCCGAUAAUCUCGCUUGACACUUCGCAAAUGAACCGAAUUUUGUGGUUGAAUAAGGAUAACUUGGUGGCCUGUUGUGAGAGCGGUAUUAUCGGCCAAGAUCUGGAAAGGGAAUUGAAUCGUCUUGGCUACACUUCGGGGCAUGAGCCUGAUAGUUAUGAGUUUUCUAGUUUGGGAGGUUGGGUAGCGACUAGAGCGUCAGGCAUGAAGAAAAACACCUACGGCAAUAUCGAAGACUUGGUAGUUCACGCCAAAAUGGUGACGCCGAAAGGAGUGCUGGAAAAGAGCUGCCAAGUGCCGAGAAUGAGCUGCGGCCCCGAUUUCAAUCACGUAGUAAUGGGCUCAGAAGGAUCACUUGGUGUUGUCACGGAAGUUAUCCUCAAAAUCCGCCCGUUGCCUCAAAGCAAGCGAUAUGGAUCUAUGGUGUUUCCAGAUUUUGAAUCAGGCGUCAAAUGUAUGAGGGAAGUCGCCAAGCAAAGAUGUCAACCCGCAUCCAUUAGACUAAUGGAUAACGAGCAAUUUAAAUUCGGCAUGAUAUUGAAACCCGAAUCGUCUUCUAUGAGUUUGGUAUUGGACGGGUUGAAGCAAUUUUAUAUCACGGUCAUAAAGGGUUUUCAUCCUGAUCGAAUGUGUGUCAUGACGUUGCUCUUUGAAGGAGAUGAGAAAGACGUAAUAAUAAGCGAGCAGAAGAUUUAUGGAAUCGGGAAACUGUUUGGCGGCGUUCCCGCAGGAGAGCGAAAUGGCGAAAGGGGAUACAUGUUGACUUUUGUUAUUGCAUACAUCAGGGAUUUGGGGUUGCAAUACAAUGUGGUGGCAGAAUCGUUCGAAACAUCCGUGCCUUGGGACCGAGCCAUCACUCUAGUAAAAAACGUUAAAUACGUUGUCACCACCCAGUGCCAAAGACAUGGAAUAACACAUUUUAUCAUCAACUCCCGAGUUACGCAAACCUACGAUGUUGGAUGCGUUAUUUACUUCUAUUUGGGGUUCAAUUACUCAAAUAUAUCCGAUCCUGUUGGAGUGCACCAUCAAUUGGAGGAGAAGGCUCGCGAUGAGAUUAUCGCGUGCGGUGGCAGCGUCUCGCAUCAUCACGGAAUAGGAAAACUCCGACGAAAAUGGUACAAAGACACAGUUUCCGGAGUGGGUGUGGACCUGUACGUGUCCACUAAACGAGAACUUGACCCAAAAAAUAUUUUUGCCACCAAUAACUUUAUUGCGUCGAUACCAAAGAGUAAACUGUAGUGUUGCCGCGGGAUCUUGCCUAGCCGGUUUUGCCAUUUUCUAUGCCAAAUUUUUUUGAUUAGUAUUUAUUUAAUAGGUUUUGCACGUCGUGAAUUUUUGACCAUUUGCACCACAGUAUUAUCAUAAUAGUAGUUACCUUUUAGCUUUAAGCACUUAGUAUUUAUACAUUGAUAAGUGGUCUGAUUAGUAAUUUAAUGUGUUUGAAACAGUUUGGACUGAAUAAAGUGUGUUUAUUUUG